Pelobates fuscus (common spadefoot toad) is the source of this 579-nucleotide messenger RNA. RefSeq names its product hemoglobin subunit beta-3-like. NCBI's taxonomy places the organism in Eukaryota, Metazoa, Chordata, Amphibia, Anura, Pelobatidae. The record is from RefSeq and is a predicted model, not a curated record. The coding region runs from base 73 to 507 and encodes 144 amino acids. Gene Ontology annotation, molecular function: oxygen binding; oxygen carrier activity; peroxidase activity. Gene Ontology annotation, biological process: oxygen transport; hydrogen peroxide catabolic process. The transcript has 3 exons. Gene Ontology annotation, cellular component: blood microparticle; haptoglobin-hemoglobin complex; hemoglobin complex.
GGGUAACACUUGUUUUUCAGAGCUUGUACUUCUCACCUGAAGCUUGAGUUACUCAACCCUCUAACAGCCGCCAUGGUUCACUGGACAGCCGGAGAGAGAGCCGCCAUCGCCUCUGUGUUUGGCAAAGUUGAUCUGGAACAUGAUGGUGGAGAUGCUCUUGGAAGGCUGCUCGUGGUCUACCCCUGGACCCAGAGGUAUUUCAGUUCUUUCGGAAGCCUGUCCAACCCAUCCUCAAAUGCCAAGGUACAGGCCCACGGCAAGAAGGUCCUGGGAGCUCUUAACAACGCAUCCCACCACUUGGAUGACAUUAAGGGCACCUUUCAUCAACUCAGCGAUGACCAUGCCAACAAACUGCAUGUGGAUCCAGAGAACUUCAGGCGUUUCACUGAAGUGUUCGUGAUUGUCCUGGCUACUAAACUAGGAUCUGCUUUCACUCCUGCAGUUCAGGCCGCAGUCGAGAAAUUCUUUGCAGUCUCUGUGCAUGCCCUCAGCCACGGCUACCACUAAAUGACUUGUACAAGCACCUAAAACUGCAUGUCAAGAAUGAAACAAGUCAAAUAAAAAUUGAUUUUAAAUAAA